AUGAGUUUGUAUAAGUUAAUUACACCAAAGAAGUUUGUUGAGUUGGUCGCCAAGGAGACAACCCGUAGAGUUGUACCUGUUGACUCCACUUGGUAUAUGCCAAAUCUAAACAAAGAUGCUAAAGCAGAAUUUUUGAAUGUCGAACGUAUUCCACAUGCAGUCUAUUUCGAUAUCGAUGAAAUCAAGGAUACCAAGUCUCCUUAUCCCCAUAUGGUACCAGACUUGGAUACCUUUAAUAAAGGAAUGAGUAAAUUAGGCCUAAAAGAAAAUGAUAUACUUGUAGUCUACGACAGAAUUGGUAAUUUCAGUGCUCCUAGAUGUGCCUGGACAAUUGGUUUGUUUGAACAUCCAAAUGUUUACCUAUUGAACAACUUUAAUUUAUAUAAAGAGGCCGGUUAUCCUUUAGAUACUUCUAAGAAGGAAAAUUUUUCAGAAUAUUCAACAUCUGAUUACAAAGCUGGUUAUAGUUUAGGCAUUGAUGAAGUUGUUCCUUAUGAAAAUAUGAUUUCUUUGGUUCAAAGUGGGGAUAUAAGAUCUAAAUACAACGUAGUCGAUGCAAGAGCAUUGGACAGAUUUGAAGGUAAAGUUCCAGAGCCAAGACCUGAAAUUCCCUCAGGUCAUGUUCCAGGUGCUAAUCCAUUACCAUUUAAUGAAAUCUUAAAUCAAAAAACAAAAGCGUUCCCAGAAUCUGCUGAAGAAAUGGCUACCUGUAUUGAUCAAGUCACUAAGAAGUUAGGUUACACUAUCGACCCUAAAAAACCAACAAUUGCAAUGUGUGGUACUGGUGUUACUGGUACUAUUAUAAAAACAGCACUGGAACAUGCGGGAUUCAAGAUGGUCAGACUUUAUGAUGGUUCUUGGACUGAAUGGGCAUUAAGAAGUAAUCCAGAAUUAAUUGCUAAAAACAGAGAUUAG
Messenger RNA from Maudiozyma saulgeensis, 915 nucleotides. NCBI's taxonomy places the organism in Eukaryota, Fungi, Ascomycota, Saccharomycetes, Saccharomycetales, Saccharomycetaceae. The record is from the annotation of a GenBank genome assembly.